CGAACAGAUUGCAUUGCACGAGUUAAAAAAGAAUCUUUUUUUCACCAAAUUUAAAAGUUAAUUAAAACCAAAAAUCAUGGCAGAUGAAGACAUUUCAUUAAACGAAGAUCAGCUUCUCGAUAAUUUGGACGAUGCUAAUGGCGAUUUACUCACAGAAGAAGACUCAGGCAUGCAAAUUGAUCCAGAGUUGGAAGCAAUAAAAGCUCGAGUAAAAGAGAUGGAGGAAGAAGCAGAGAAAUUAAAGCAAUUACAAUCUGAAGUUAAUAAGCAAAUGACACUUGGAAGCCCGACAUCAUCAACUCCUAUAUUGUCAGUUGAGGAGAAAAUGGAAAUUGAUAAUCGAUCCAUCUAUGUUGGAAAUGUUGAUUAUGGUGCGACGGCAGAAGAAUUAGAAGCUCAUUUUCAUGGCUGUGGAAGCAUAAAUCGUGUGACAAUCCUAUGUAAUAAGCUUGAUGGACACCCAAAAGGAUUUGCAUACAUAGAAUUUGCAUCAAAAGAUUUUGUUGAAACCGCCUUAGCCAUGAAUGAGACACUCUUCAGAGGUCGUCAGAUUAAAGUCAUGUCAAAGCGAACCAACAGACCUGGACUAUGUACAACAAAUAGAAUCCCAAGAGGAAUGAGAGGUCGUGGCACACCACGUGGGCGUGGAGCUGCAUGUUGUCACGGAACUCACGGUAGAGGAAGAGCAUCAAGAGUGAUGGGAUAUCGCGGACGUGGAGUGAACUAUUACUCACCAUAUUAAAAAAAUCUACAUAAUCAACAUUACCUACUUAGCUAUUUUGAUGGGGAUGAGAAUAAAAAACAGUUCUAGGUAUAUAAGAAUUUUUUUUUCUACGUCAACUUUUUCCUGUAUCAUUUUUUAUAAAGGUGAGUAACUCAAUUAUUUAUUUACAU
Messenger RNA from Chironomus riparius, 894 nucleotides. Lineage: Eukaryota; Metazoa; Arthropoda; Insecta; Diptera; Chironomidae. The record is from the annotation of a GenBank genome assembly.